Messenger RNA from Suillus fuscotomentosus, 663 nucleotides. RefSeq lists its product as uncharacterized. The record is from RefSeq and is a predicted model, not a curated record. Lineage: Eukaryota; Fungi; Basidiomycota; Agaricomycetes; Boletales; Suillaceae. The annotation marks the transcript as partial. The transcript is spliced from 2 exons.
CUUGAGCCAGCUAUGGACUACUUCAUUAAUGCUGAUAUGCAUCCUAGGAUUGGUUGUCAUCAUAAGGUACUGAACAUGUUUUUCAAGAACGAGGAAGUGGAAUCUGAUCAUCACAAAUGCGAUGCUCUUGAGACCCUGGGUUGUCUUCGGUGUCUCAUCACACAGUCCAACAUCUGUUGCAAUAUUCACACUCCAACAUAUUUUGUCCCAUUCAUCUCCACAAUCCCAAAACAACAAAAAGGACCUUCAUGCUCGCGGCUUGCCAAGUUUUACAUGGCCCUCCUUGAUUCGAAGUUGACUGACACGCUUGAUGGCUGGCGGGAGGAAGCGACUAUCAAGCUCUAUGGCCAUGCUCAUUUGCAUGAUCUUGGACCCGGGGUCAUAAUGCCUAAUAGUAUUCUAGAUCGCAUUGUUGAAUGCGCACAUUUCCUCAAGAUCAAAUCCACAGCUGACUUGGCCAAAGAAACUCGUUGGUCAGGAGCCAACAAACAUGGAGAUGAGAUUAUCGCAUUGAUUCACCAAGUCCACCCACUUCCUAUGCCUUUAACAUCAGCCCUGCUACAGCCUCGUACAAUCUCGUCGAAUACUAAUGCAAGUACAUCAGUCCCUCAUAAUGCAAAACGAAAGAUGCGAUGUAGUGCUUGUGGGGAGGAGGGCCAUAAU